Messenger RNA from Mustela lutreola (European mink), 1803 nucleotides. RefSeq names its product WASP actin nucleation promoting factor (gene WAS). Gene Ontology annotation, molecular function: small GTPase binding; actin binding; microtubule binding. The record is from RefSeq and is a predicted model, not a curated record. The transcript has 12 exons. Gene Ontology annotation, biological process: regulation of Rho protein signal transduction; actin filament organization. Lineage: Eukaryota; Metazoa; Chordata; Mammalia; Carnivora; Mustelidae. Bases 60 to 1553 code for a protein of 497 amino acids. Gene Ontology annotation, cellular component: plasma membrane; cytoplasm.
GUUCCUCUUCUUACCCUGCACCCAGAGCCUGGCUGAAGAGGACAAGGGCAGGAGGCACCAUGAGUGGGGGCCCUGUGGGAGGCAGGUCUGGGGGUCGCGGAGGACCAGGGGUUCAGCAGAACAUACCCUCCACACUGCUCCAGGACCACGAGAACCAGCGACUCUUCGAGAUGCUGGGUCGGAAAUGCUGGACACUGGCCACUGCCGUUGUUCAACUGUACCUGGCAUUGCCUCCCGGAGCUGAACACUGGACCAAGGAGCACUGUGGGGCUGUGUGCUUCGUGAAGGAUAACCCCCAGAAGUCCUACUUCAUCCGUCUUUAUGGCCUUCAGACUGGCCGUCUGCUCUGGGAACAAGAGCUGUACUCACAGCUGGUCUACUCUACUCCUACCCCCUUCUUCCACACCUUUGCUGGAGAUGCCUGCCAGGCAGGGCUGAACUUUGCAGACGAGGGCGAGGCUCAGGUCUUCCGGGCCCUGGUGCAGGAGAAGAUCCAAAAAAGGAAUCAGAGGCAAAGUGGAGACAGACGCCAGCUACCCCCACCACCGGCGCCAGCCAAUGAAGAGAGAAGAGGAGGGCUCCCACCCCUGCCCCCACACCCAGGUGGAGACCAAGGGGGCCCAGCAUCUGGCCAACUGUCCCUGGGGCUAGUAACAGUGGACAUCCAGAACCCUGACAUCACGAGUUCCCGAUACCGUGGGCUCCCAGCGCCUGGGCCUGGCCCAGCUGAUAAGAAACGCUCGGGGAAGAAGAAAAUCAGCAAGGCCGAUAUUGGUGCACCAAGUGGAUUCAAACAUGUCAGCCACGUGGGGUGGGACCCCCAGAAUGGAUUUGACGUAAACAACCUGGACCCAGACCUGCGGAGUUUGUUCUCCAGGGCAGGCAUCAGUGAGGCCCAGCUCACAGAUGCUGAAACCUCCAAACUCAUCUACGAUUUCAUUGAGGACCAGGGUGGCCUGGAGGCUGUGCGGCAGGAAAUGAGGCGUCAGGAGCCUCUUCCACCUCCCCCACCGCCGUCCAGAGGAGGAAACCAGGCUCCCCGGCCCCCCACUAUGGGGAGCAACAAGGGUCGUUCUGGUCCACUGCCUCCUGUACCUUUGGGAGGUGCUCCGCCCCCACCAACUCCCCGGGCACCCCCACCCCCAGGCCGAGGGGGCCCUCCACCACCACCCCCUCCAGCCACUGGACGUUCUGGACCACCACCCCCUCCACCCCCUGGAGCUGGAGGGCCCCCUGUGCCUCCACCCCCACCCCCACCGCCCCCACCCCCCAGCUCUGGGGAUGGGCCAGUCCCUCCCCCACCUCCUGCUCUGGGGCCUGUGGGGAACCUGGCCCCUGGUGGAGGUCGGGGGGCGCUUUUGGAUCAAAUCCGCCAGGGAAUUCAGCUGAACAAGGUGAAGACGGACGCCUGGGGCCCCCGAGAACUCAGCACUGCAGCCCGCGCCUCAGAGCUCAGAGGGGCUGGUGGGAGCCCUGAUGCACGUGAUGCAGAAGAGAAGCCGAGCCAUCCACUCUUCAGACGAAGGGGAGGACCAGGCCGGCGACGAGGAUGAGGACGACGAGUGGGACGACUGAGUCAACCACCCCACCUGUUCUGAGCCUUCUCUCCUGGCAGCUGCUGCUUGGUGCCCCGACUCCUGGCCUCCAGGCCUCUCAGGCCCUGUUUGUUUCCCGCCAACCCUUCCAAUGCAGUUAAUUCUGACUAGCAGUAGCUAGGGCCCCUUUAUAUACAGACUAUUUCGGUUCUCCUCACAUUAAGGAUUUUGAAACCAAAAUAAAAUAACUGUCUUUUUGUUUCUCCAA